This is a messenger RNA of Anopheles coustani, 2792 nucleotides long. It is a transcript of the gene Sac1, whose product is annotated as phosphatidylinositol-3-phosphatase SAC1. The transcript has 6 exons. Gene Ontology annotation, molecular function: phosphatidylinositol-4-phosphate phosphatase activity. NCBI's taxonomy places the organism in Eukaryota, Metazoa, Arthropoda, Insecta, Diptera, Culicidae. Gene Ontology annotation, cellular component: endoplasmic reticulum. The coding region runs from base 108 to 1898 and encodes 596 amino acids. The record is from RefSeq and is a predicted model, not a curated record. Gene Ontology annotation, biological process: phosphatidylinositol dephosphorylation.
UUCUUGACUACUUCUGUAGACGAAAAUCACGGGCGAGAACUAUCGAAAAUCACCUUUGCCCGGCAAAACUCAUCAAAGGCUCAACCCAGCAGUACUGAAAGCGCAAGAUGGAGAAGCCUAUCUACGAUGAUUUGAGAUUGUAUAUUACACCCGACCGGUUUUACAUCGAGCCGCAGGGAGUGGAGAACGAGUUUAUCAUCAUCGAGCGUCUUAACGGGGCCAUCUCUUUACACAAUUCAGGUAGCAACGAGCAAAUUCCUUUGCACUGCUAUGACACAAGGAACAUUUGCGGCGUGCUAGGAAUGAUCCGGUUGAUUAGCGGCAUGUACCUCGUCGUGGUCACGCAUCGCAUUUUCGUGGGUCUUAUAGAUGACAAACCGAUCUGGCAGAUGGCCGGGUUCGAUCUGAUAUCGCUGGCGCCGACGCUAACGCAUCUCAGCGAGGAGCAGAAGGAGCAAAACAGCAUUUAUCUGUCGAUGGUGCGCCAGGUGCUGGACACGCCGUUCUUCUAUUUCUCGUACAGCUAUGAUCUGACCAAUACGAUGCAACGAACGUCAGCGGCUCCAAAAGUGGGCGAAAUAGACAGCAUCAUGCACAAGAGUGAUAAACGUUUCGUCUGGAAUGUCGGGCUGUUGGAGUGCAUGGCAGGAUCGUUGGAACUGGCCCGAUACACGCUGCCAAUCAUCCAUGGCUUCGUUUCUAUCAACAAUGUGGUGAUCAAUGAUCGAGUAGUAAGCUGGAUACUGGUAUCGCGCCGCUCGGUAGAACAUGCCGGUACCCGGCUGUUUUGCCGUGGCAUUAACAGUGAAGGGCAGGUGGCCAACUACGUCGAGACGGAGCAGAUUCUGAUCACCGACGAGGACAAGGUUUCGUUCGUGCAGACGCGCGGCAGCAUCCCACUCUUCUGGCAGCAGAUGCCAAACCUCAAGUACAAACCGCGGCCGCAGCUGCUGACCGGUGGUGACCACCUGAUCGCCUGCUCGCGCCAUUUUGACGACCAGUGCCGGCGGUACGGCGCACAGGUGCUGAUCAACCUGAUCGACCACAAAGGGGCGGAGGAUGUGCUGGAGAAGGCGUUCGACGCGGCCAUCUCAACGCUCGCCAACAAAAAGCUCACCUACGUGUCGUUCGACUUCCACCAGGAGUGCAAGAAGAUGCGCUACGAUCGGCUCAGUAACCUCAUCUGGCGCAUCGCGAAGGAUCAGGAUAACUUUGGCGUGUACCAUGCCAGCCACAGUGGGCUUCUGUACUCCGUCCAGCGGGGAGUUUUCCGUACGAACUGCAUCGAUUGCCUAGACCGAACGAACGUGGUGCAGAGCAUGAUUGCACGACGUAGCCUCGAACAAACGCUGCUAAAGCUGGGCAUCCUGCGUCCCGGUGAACAUUGCAUUGAUCCAGCAUCCCACUUUGAAACCAUCUUUAAAGCGGUAUGGGCCGACAAUGCGGAUCUGAUUUCACUGCAGUACUCCGGCACCGGUGCACUGAAGACUGACUUCACGCGCACCGGGAAACGUACAUUCCGUGGCAUGAUGCGCGACGGCCUCAACUCGCUGACGCGCUACGUGAAGAACAACUUUAACGAUGGCUUCCGUCAAGACAGUAUCGAGCUGUUCCUCGGCGCAUAUCGGGUUGCCGAUGGUGAGGGCCUGACGAUCCCAUCACCGCUCAAGAACACCGACGUCAGUGCCGAUUGGCACAAGGGAGCGAUUCUGGCCAGUGUGCUGUUCGAGAUAGCGAUGUUAUUCGUGGUGCUGCUGUCGCCUGCCAAGUACGAUAUCGUCACCGGAGGAUUGCUGCUCGCUUGGUCGGUCAUGAUCGGCUUCACCGGCCGGUACAUCGUGAAGCAUCGAGACGAUUUCGUCGAUUGGCCAAAGCUGGUACCGAAGAAGAAGAAGUAGCUGGCGCGUUGAACGUGAAACCGCACGAACAAUUUGAUGCGAAUGGGUUCGUUUUUGUUUGUAGAAGAUAAUUUCGUUUUUAGAGAGAGUGCCUCUUUCUGUCGUUUAGUUUCCUUUUACUCUCUACCCUCUCUCUACGUCAUUCCGAGCGAUGCUAGCGGCUGGUGCAAAUUUGUUUUCAUUAAAUCUUUUAGCAACAACCGGUAGGGUAAUAGGGCUAAUCUUUGAAUUAGUUGUUGUAUAAAGAUUAGUUUUAGUUUUGUUUAUUGUAUGAAGCCAUUUGACACUCGACGACCGUACCAGGACAACGUUAUGGGUAAAAUCGGUUUCCUUUGGAUAACAAAUCCGUUCCAGUGAGCGAUAGUAUAUCAAUUAUAACAAAGAAGCGGGUUCAUCUGUUAUCAUUUAUGCUUUGAAACGACCUAUGCUCAUAGAAACACACAACGUUGAAACGAUCGACGGCUUUAAAUACAGCAGCAUAAAACUACCCCAUCUCAACAAAAAGGUCGAACGAGACGAAUAUAUAGUUUCCCGUUGGCGAGGAUGCUGUAAAUAAAUUCAGAUACAUUAGCAAUGCCUAGGGAAGUGUUAAGCAAAAAAUUCCAUCUUAUCUGCAUUCGAUCAAUGCUUGAUGCCAACAAACCUAUUGAUUGCACCACAAUAACACGGAAGGUUCGCCAGGCUUUAUAGUUUUGUUUCGGACCAAUUUUCGACAUUAUAGGUGCAGGACGUGAUUGUUUUACCUGACACCGUCGGAAAAGGUCCAUCUAUAGUUGGUAGCUAAAGGGAACACAAGAAGAACAUUUAACUGCAAAAGACAAUUAAAGGGAAAAUCUGGUGGAAGCAUACGAAUUCAUACAUUGUAGGGGAAGAAAGGGUCAAUCUUAAAAAGAA